AUGCCGCCAUCUCUCCUGUUCUGGACUGUGGCCUGUGCCACGUUGCUCUCUGCCGACGCCGCGCUCUCUGUCGAGAAUGGCGCACGUGCUCUGCAAGUCGACCCGCGCGCCUCGUGGCCGGCUCUCACCAUCGUUGUCACUGCGGCGGACGCCAGCCUUGGGUCCUCUUACGUGAUGUCGGCGAAACCAAUAGUCGAGCGCGACAAUAACAGGGUGCUCUACGAUGUCAGCGCCACCUUCGACUCCGGGAAUGGCAACAAAAGUCCUUUUUCCUCGUACACUGCGAGUGGUGGCACUGUCUUCAUGAACUACACCGACGCCGGACAGGACCCCCUAUGUCUAAACUCGGAAACAGGCGGAUACCCGAUCCUGCCGAUUAAUGCGGUUGUCAGAGCAAUGAUGGACUACAACGGUAAGUUUUUAGAGGUCGGUGAUUCCUUGUGCUCGAGAGAGUACGCCAUAGAUGCUCAGGGCACCUCAUUCAAGGUGUGUCGGGUCGUGAAAGACCCCAACAAGCUCAGGCUCACUGGCGACAAAUCGACUGUGGUCAUCUCGCGUGUUGACAACUCGGCCGUACCGGAUUUGGGUAGCCCAUCAGCGGGGUGCAAAACAGUAAUUGAAGGCUCAACUGUAAAGACUGGAGGGGAAGGCGAGUUCUUUACGGAGCUUGCGCGUUAA
Hyaloperonospora brassicae is the source of this 678-nucleotide messenger RNA. The record is from the annotation of a GenBank genome assembly. NCBI's taxonomy places the organism in Eukaryota, Oomycota, Peronosporomycetes, Peronosporales, Peronosporaceae.